This is a messenger RNA of Thlaspi arvense, 1159 nucleotides long. The record is from the annotation of a GenBank genome assembly. NCBI's taxonomy places the organism in Eukaryota, Viridiplantae, Streptophyta, Magnoliopsida, Brassicales, Brassicaceae.
GGGAAGGCAAGAAAAAUCAUCAACUUUCCAAAAAACUCGAGAGCCAAAAGACUAAAAACCGCGACUGUGUAAUCGAGCGAAGAAAGUAAAAAUUUCUCUCGUAAUUUAGAAAUUGCAUCAAGUUCCAAUUUUGAGAUAUGAGCCCAAGAUCGAUGAAUAAAACACGCCGGGUUUCCCCAUCUCCUCUUUCAAGUUACGAGGAAGUGGUGGCUGAUAAGGAUCUCUUCAUGUCUACGUUGAAGACGUUACACUCUGAAAUGGGCACAAAAUUUUGGAUUCCCAAAGUACGAUUUGAGGAUUUAGACUUGCAUAAGCUUUUUGUUGAGGUUACUUCUCGUGGUGGAAUCGAACAGACAGUUAGAGAAGAGAAAUGGAAGGAUGUAUUUGAUACGUUUAGCUUCCCCAAAUCACAACAAAACCCGAUUUUUACAAAGAUCUUGCGCGGACACUACUACUCGCUACUUCGUGAUUACGAGAUCGCCUAUCUCUUCAAAUCUCGUUGCCAGUUUCCUCCAUUGGGAUCAGGGAAGCUGGAAGGAGUUCUGCAUGAGUCUACAGAGACGAGUGUUACUCAAGAUCCAGAGAGACAGAGCUAUGAUGUGUUCCCCAAUAUUUUUACUGAUAAAGCCAAUUCUCAAGGGCUUUUCAACACAAAAGGCACUGCCCAGUGGAAAAGGUUCAAGAAACACCACGAAAACGAGGUCGUCCUUGAUGCUGUGACGCUGCAACAAUGUACUCCAAAGCAGAACACUGAAGCUGGUUCUCCAAUGGAAGAGUCUGAGGAAAAAGAUGAGGUCCAUUAUUCUGACUCCGAAAUGGUACAAGGCUCUUCUCAGGAUGAGAUAGCCAUUCAUAGGGAAGAAGUCGGUGACUUGACGGACACGUCUGAGGUGGCCGAUGAGCAGAGCUAAAACAGUUUUUCUUUUACUGGGCUUGUUGCACAGAGUUAGACAUAUGACAGAGUUUCAGAUAGGUUGCUUCCACCACAAGACAUCCCUAUAGGGUAGUAUAGUAGUGUUUCAACGUUUUUGUAUAGUUUUCUUCGGAUACAAGGCACCUCACGCUGGUUAGAGAAGAGGUUUAUAUAGUUGGCAUAGAAAAACUCAGAAGAGAGAUUCAAAUCCAAGUUUGUUUUGCUCUUUUUGGCGUAUUUUUUGGC